UUACUUUCGGAUAACCUGUGAUUGGCCGACGCGUCUCACACUGACGUAUGAGUCAGUCUGCAUCAAAAUGGCGAUACACCUGUCUCCAUAACGGUGAUCGGCUCUAUUUUUUCGCGAUUUAGUUCAUUAUCACGUUCUAAACCGAGAGAGAAUUAUUAUUAGAGGGCGCCUCCGUUCACUAUGUCUACGGAGGAGCUUUCAGCCUCGGAUAGCGAGGCCGCGCUGGCCGGCGCCGGCGAGCGCUGGGCGCCGGUGGGCGCGGUGGCCAACCCCGAAGAGGAGCGCGCGAGUGGCGGUCAGCCUCGGCGGACAACCUCGGUCGGCGGAGGCGACGUCGACGACGAAAUGGCAGGGCGGCUGAGGAAGCUGGAGGAGGAGCAGGAGUUACUCAAUUCGUCGCUGCUCGCGCUCACGUCGCACUUUGCCCAGGUGCAGUUCCGACUCAAGCAGAUCGUCCACGCGCAGAGCGACGAGAAGGAAAAGAUGCUCACUGAGUUGGAGGAGUUCGCCUUCCGGGGAUGCCCACAUGUGCUCGGCUGCGGGCCCCGGGACCCCCAGCACCUCCACAACACGCAGGAGGACCUGAGCGAACGAGAGAAGCGAGAGCGUCUGGAAGCUCAGCGGGAGAAGCAAAAAGAUCUCAUCGUCCAGCUCAAGACGCAGCUGGAUGACCUGGAGCGUUUUGCCUACCAGGAGGGCAGCUACGACUCGCUACCGCAGUCGGUUGUCAUGGAGCGGCAGAAGGUUAUCAUCGACGAGCUGAUCGAGAAAUUGGACGUCAACCUGAAUGAGGACAUCGGCAACCUGUCGCCCGAGGAGCUGCGGCGGAGAGUGGACACUGCCAUCGCGCAGAUCGUCAACCCAGCGCGGGUGAAGGAGCAGCUGGUGGAGCAGCUCAAGACGCAGAUUAGAGACCUGGAGAUGUUCAUCAACUUCAUUCAGGAUGAGGUGGGCAACCCUCUACUGGGCGGCGACGACGACACAUGCGGUCAGCAGCCUCUAGCCGCCUCGGCCAAGGCCAGAACCCCCAGAGGCAAGAGGACUGCGGACCCGGAGCAGGCACGGAGGAUGCGUGAGACGGGCCUGCAGCUGAUCCAGAAGGCUCUGGCAGUGCUGCAGAUCUUCGCCGUCAGCCAGUUUGGCUGCUCCGCCGGCCAGGCUCCGUCGGGCGUGUGGCCGCAGGACUCUGCGCAGCGUGACUACGGUCCUCUGCUCCGCCGUCUGGAGGCAGCUGUGGACAAGGUCCGUGUGCUGGGCUCACGCCACCAGCCCGGCACAGACCACGUGGUCAACUACACCGGGAACUCCGCUCUGGGACCACGCGACGAGCUGACCACGUGCGUACGCAAGGACCUGGCGUUGGUUCUCAAAGACUUGCUGGCUCACGGUCUGGUGUCGCCGUCGCAGACCGUCAGCCUGGUCCUGGCGCCCAUCUCCUGCUUUCUGCCCCACCGGACUGCCGGCCCCCAAACCAUACACCCCUGGGAGCUCUUUGUCAAGUACUACCACACCAAAAACGGCAAGGCCUUCGCAGAGUCGCCUGCCCGCCAGCUCUCGCAGUCCUUCAGCCUGCCGGUAGGGGGUGGUCCGGUGACCGUCACCCCCAAACAGUCCCUGCUGUGGGCCAUCCACACGGUUCUGAAGGAGCACGGGCGCUACAAGCGAGGCCCCGACACGGAGUUCAAGGCACUGGUGUGCAUGGCGCUCAACGAGCAGCGGCUGGUGUCGUGGCUCAACCUGCUGUGCAAGGCGGGCACGCUGGUGCACCCGCACUACCUGGCCUGGAGCUACAUGGCGCAGACCGGCUUCGAGGGCGCCCUGCGCAUCCUGGGCCGCAUCAGCCACCUCAAGUUUGACCUGCCCGUCGACCUGGCCGUGCGGCAGCUCAAGAACAUCAAGGAUGCUUUCUGAGCACACCCGACCGACGCUAUCAAUGGAGAAGGCCAAAUCACAAUUCAAACAAUUAUAAAGUAUUAUGUGAUUAAAAUGAGGGAUUAAAAUGAGGGAUCUUAGGUUCUGUACAUACAUUAACUCGUUUUGAAACUUAUCUCUAAUUGAGUCAGUCAAUCUUUCCUGUCUGAAAAUCAAACGCGGCCCUCGAGCACCCACCCCGUGACAGCUUUCUGAUUAUCCUCAACAUUCUGCUACUGACAAAGUACAAAAGUAUCUCGACCCUCAUGGCUGACAAUCCACAAAUGAGGAGGCACUUGCACAGUGACUGACUUUGCUGCUUUUCUUGUUUCAUUGAAAAAGAAUUGAUGUGACAUGACUGUAGGUAUACCAUAUUGGUUGUGUCAAGGCUAUCUUCUCCUUGAAUGUAAACACCGUCGUUGCUAUUAAAGUGCUACCUACA
Molecule: messenger RNA, 2353 nt
Organism: Syngnathus acus (greater pipefish)
Lineage: Eukaryota; Metazoa; Chordata; Actinopteri; Syngnathiformes; Syngnathidae
Gene: rundc1
Product: RUN domain containing 1
Exons: 6
Coding region: 181-1911 (576 amino acids)
Source: RefSeq, a predicted model, not a curated record